ACCAAAGCGCGGGCUAAGGUUCAAGUUGCAUUUUAGAUGCGAACGAACGCACAUCGUUUUCGGUUAGUGGUCAUGAACUAAGUUUCGUGAAACUCAUCUACUUUUGCGAAGAGGGACAGGGUCGAGUGGUGCAGAUUGUGAUAUCUCGUUGUGGACUCUACGAUCGAGAAUUCGAAGAUCGAGCGAGUCCACGCAAAGGCAGAAAGGAUCGGUGAUCAUUGGAGUCGACGAAUAUUCGGUGAGUCUCGAGUAAUCUGCUUUCGUCUUACGCCACUGAUGAUCCGUUCUUUGACGUUUAAUAUUGAAAUACCGUUGGUACCGUGAUCCUGCUGUCUUCUUCGGAAGUUCCUCGAUCGAACGUUCCAUCUUCAAAAUAGAUUCGUUGUAAAUCGACGAUCAAGAUGAAACAAUUAUCCUGGAUCUUUCUUCAGCUGCUGUUUCUGACCUCGAUGUUUCCUUCGAGCCUGUCAGCCUCGACGAGAUCACGGGGCAAGAAGAAGGUCGCCAAAGAGACGAAAGAAGUGAACAUCUGCGCGAUCGAAGGCAUACAGGCUCCUAUGUACUGUUACUGCGAUAACAAUACCAUUAGAAACGCCACGGAAGCCACUUGCGUCGUGUUGAGCCCGUUCAGCAUUAACGAUCCAACGUGGAAUUACUUCACCUCGCAGAUCUACUUACAGAAGCUAAAGUUCGUGGUUCGAACGCCAAACGGAUUGGAAUACAUACCGGUUCAACUGCUGAGACAGCUGAAGAACUUGCAGAAGAUCACGUUCCAAGAUGCCAGCAUCGAGGAGCUGAAGGAAUCCGCGUUCUCGAACCUUCCUACGAUCACAGAAAUCGAUUUGAGCACGAAUUCCAUUUCGACGCUGAGGACGCACGCGUUUGAGAACUUGAAGAAUCUAACGGCGAUCUUUUUGAACUCGAACCGGAUCACCGAGAUCAAUAGAGACACGUUCGUCAAUCUACCAUCGCUAAAGAUACUCUCCCUGAACGGGAACAACAUCAGCACGUUGCACGACAAGGCGUUCAAGCAUCUGACUACUUUGGAAGAACUGCAGCUGGUCGACAAUCAGAUCAAAGUCAUCACCGCGGAUAGUUUCCACGGUUUGAGAAGUCUGCUGAAGCUCGACAUGCGUAACAAUUUGAUCGCCAUGAUUGGCGAUAGAACUUUCAUCGAGAUGCCCUCGUUAAGACAGCUGGACCUCGAUCAGAAUGAGAUUGAGUAUAUUUCGGAGAAGGCGUUGGACGGAAUGAGGAAUUUGAAGAAGUUGAAGCUCAGUGAAAACAAGUUGGUCACCCUGGAACCGGAUUUCCUGGCCGGUGCACCGGGAGUGUACGUGCUGGACUUGAGGGAUAAUUCGCUGAAGACCUUGACCUUCGAUAAUAUCAAGCCAAUCGUGACGAAUUUAUACAACAGCAGCAGCCAAUUCUACCUGAGCGGCAAUAAACUGAUCUGCGACUGCAAGCUGGCAUGGAUCUGGGGCCUGAGGAACGAGACGAAGAACGUAAAGCUGCGGGAGUCCCUGGAGGAGCUCACUUGCUUCCUGGAGAGCAAUAACGCAACGCUGAAGAUCAACAACGACGACCUCGAAUGGAACGAAGCGCUCGAAAUUGCACGGAACUCAGAGGAAUAUCGCACCGGGAGCUUGAGAGACGGCAGCAUCGAGGACGACGACGCCUACUUGGGCGACGAAUACGAGAGCAAAGAUGGAUACGAGGAUUCUUCCUCGAAUUCCGAUUUUCAGCCGAAGGUGCAGAUGGUGGAGGGUAAACUGUGCUACGUGAAGAACCUAUUCGACUUGAAACUAGAAGAGCUGCCGUGCCCGAAGAAAAAUUCUAAAGAAGGUUGAAUAAGGAAGAUUCAA
Bombus impatiens (common eastern bumble bee) is the source of this 1865-nucleotide messenger RNA. RefSeq names its product connectin (gene Con). The record is from RefSeq and is a predicted model, not a curated record. Gene Ontology annotation, molecular function: protein binding. Lineage: Eukaryota; Metazoa; Arthropoda; Insecta; Hymenoptera; Apidae. The transcript has 10 exons. Bases 402 to 1850 code for a protein of 482 amino acids.